This is a messenger RNA of Aethalodelphis obliquidens (Pacific white-sided dolphin), 906 nucleotides long. It is a transcript of the gene ABRACL, whose product is annotated as ABRA C-terminal like. The coding region runs from base 256 to 501 and encodes 81 amino acids. The transcript has 3 exons. Lineage: Eukaryota; Metazoa; Chordata; Mammalia; Artiodactyla; Delphinidae. Gene Ontology annotation, biological process: regulation of actin filament-based process. The record is from RefSeq and is a predicted model, not a curated record.
CUCGGGCAUCUCCUCUCUUGAGUUUCCUCCUCAUAGGCUUGUCCCUGGGAGUGUGGGCGGCCGCAUUCCUGAGCACCGAAACUCUCCCUCCCCUCCCCCCGCUAGCCUUCCUCCUCCUGCACACCAGCCUCUCUUUUCUGCCUCAGUCACUUCCUUCCUCAGCUUCUUCCUCCCCAGUGCGUUGAAGAAGAUAACCAGCCCGCACCGACGCAGCCCCAGUUUUCUCGGAAAAGAAAAGGAGGCGGAGAGGCAGCAAUGAAUGUGGAUCAUGAAGUUAACCUCUUAGUGGAGGAAAUUCAUCGUCUGGGUUCAAGAAAUGCUGAUGGAAAAUUAAGUGUGAAAUUCGGGGUCCUCUUCCGAGAUGACAAAUGUGCCAAUCUCUUUGAAGCACUGGUAGGAACUCUCAAAGCUGCAAAAAGAAGGAAGAUGAUUACAUACCCAGGAGAGCUACUUUUGCAAGGUGUUCAUGAUGAUGUGGACAUUAUAUUGCUGCAAGAUUAAUGUGGCUUGCAUAGCUUUGCUUAUUGUGGGUUUUUUUGUUUCUGGUAAACUGGAAUAUUACAUCAAAGGACAAACGUAUUAGCAUAACUUAAUGUAUUUUUAUAGAACUUUAUAAACAAAAGGAGAGUCAUUUUAGAAGCCUGUCCUUUUUUAUAUCUUGAAAGUAAAUUUAUGUAUUACACUGUAAAAUAAAUAAAACCUAUUAUUUUUUCUCAGGAAUCUGGCUGGAAAAUGUAGGCAAUGAGGCUUUUUUUGAUGGGGAUGCAAGAGUGUUUGUUUCAUAAAUCAUUGUUAGAUAAUUUCUACAGAUAUUUGACAUUCUAUGAAAUCAAGAAGCAAACUUGAAGACCAGCUCCCACAAUGAAUGUAAUGUUUAUGUAAUAAAAACAUGUAACUCUCUUCAAA